Phyllostomus hastatus (greater spear-nosed bat) is the source of this 1672-nucleotide messenger RNA. RefSeq names its product RNA binding motif protein 3 (gene RBM3). The transcript has 7 exons. The coding region runs from base 60 to 548 and encodes 162 amino acids. Gene Ontology annotation, molecular function: ribosomal large subunit binding; RNA binding. NCBI's taxonomy places the organism in Eukaryota, Metazoa, Chordata, Mammalia, Chiroptera, Phyllostomidae. Gene Ontology annotation, cellular component: spliceosomal complex. The record is from RefSeq and is a predicted model, not a curated record. Gene Ontology annotation, biological process: positive regulation of mRNA splicing, via spliceosome; regulation of translation.
UCAACGGUUGCUGUCUGUCUGGCCAUUCUACGUAAUUUCUAGGACUCAAAUUCACUGCCAUGUCCUCUGAAGAAGGGAAGCUCUUUGUUGGAGGGCUCAACUUCAACACCGAUGAACAAGCCCUGGAAGAUCACUUCAGCAGCUUCGGGCCAAUUUCUGAGGUGGUCGUCGUCAAGGACCGGGAGACUCAACGAUCCCGAGGUUUUGGCUUCAUUACCUUCACCAAUCCAGAGCAUGCCUCAGAUGCCAUGAGAGCCAUGAAUGGAGAGUCUCUGGAUGGUCGCCAGAUCCGUGUGGACCACGCAGGCAAGUCAGCCCGUGGAACCAGAGGGGGUGCCUUUGGGGCCCGUGGGCGUGGUCGAAGCUACUCCAGAGGUGAGUACAAUGGUGGUGGGGACCAGGGCUAUGGGAGUGGCAGGUACGACAGUCGACCUGGAGGAUAUGGAUAUGGAUAUGGAUAUGGAAGGUCCAGAGACUAUGGCGGCAGAAGCCAGGGUGGUUAUGACCGCUACGCAGGAGGAAAUUACAGAGACAAUUAUGACAACUGAGAUGAGGCAUGCGCACCUAAUGUAGAGAGAGAGACAGACAUCGAUCGGUUGCCUCCCAUACCCACCCUGGCCGGGAAUUGAACUUCCAACCUUUUGGUGUACGGGACAACGCUCCAAUCGACUGGGCCCCACCGGCGAGGGCUGCAAAUACUUUUCAAGCCCUGGAUCGAGCUCUUACCAAAAGCUAUCUACAAACAUCCCAUAGACAACCCCUGCACUUCAAGUUCCAGAGUAAAUCCCAAGCCCUGACCCUCCCACCCCAGGCAAGCUGAAUCACUGUUGCCUUAGGUUCAACAUGUAUAAAAGGAAUAGUGCUCACCUGAUGGUGGGGUCAAGGAUGUUAAAUGCAACAUGUAUAGAACAAGGUAAAUCCCUGAUACCCCCAUAUCCUCCCCCCCAUUGUAGAUGUAGGGGUGUAGAAAACUUUCAAAUAGCCUCUUAAAUAAAAAUGCUGUGAAUACUUAAGGUAUGUCAAAAAAAAAACAUUGGACAAAGAUCAGUAGCCAGUGUUCUUAUCAUUCCUCUGCUUAUCAAGACAAAAUAUUCCCGGUUCUGCCCUGGCUGGUGUGGCUCAGUGGAUUGAAUGCCAGCUUGGGGUCACUGGUGCGAUUCCAGGUCAGGGUACAUGUCUGGGUUGUGGGUUAGGGGUAUGCAAGGCACAUUGCUGUUUCUCUCACUUCCUCCCUUUCCCUCUCUGUAAGUAAAAUCUUGAAAAAAAAAAAAAACCACACAUGCCAGGUCCCUGUCCAGCUGCAUACCUCUUCUAUCUCCCCCCGCCCCCGGGCUAACAUAAGGAUCAUGAUCCCUUGUAAUUCAUCGUGCCCCAAGAUCUGAAAAACCAGAAGGGUGUUCCAUCUCAGUGUGGAAUACACAUACAGUAUACUGGAGAAAUGUUAGUGGUUAUGGAGAGCCUCCCUAGAACCUGUGGGAGGGGGGACUUCAACAUAGAGUGAAUGCACAAAGACAAUUAAGGCUUCUAAAUUGUUACACGUAAUCUGUGGAGCCCUGACCGGUGUGGCUCAGCUGGGUAUCUUACUGCAAAGUGAAGGGUUGCCGAUUUGAUUCCUGGUCAGGGUACAUGCCUGGGUUGUGGGUUCAGUGGGGCAUGUGUGUGAGGCAACCAA